AUGACACAGAAGCAUAAAGACUCCUGGAAGUGUCUCUCAUGCAAGUCAAGGGUUCCAAAAAAGGACAACACAAAUACUCCUAUCAGACCGGAGGCAGACAACGUGACACAGAGACGCGGGGGUAGUGCGCUCUCACCGGACCGUUCUUCGGCUUCACCGGAACAUAUGGCGAACACGACUACAAAUGAAAUGCUGCUAAAGGAAAUACGUCUUCUUCGAGAUGACAUGAGGGAGAUGCAUUUGCAGAUGCAAUCGUUUACCGAUACUAUUAGUAGUUUAAAUUUAAGGAUAGAUGCAUGUGAAAACCGAUUGGAUGAAUUGGGUAUACGUAUGGAUAAAAUGGAACGACGCACUAGCACUGAUUCCGUGUUCCAAAGUGACACAUCAUUGUUACAGUCGAUUGAAAACUUAAAAAUCGAGCUCAAUGAUAGGGAUCAAGAUUUGUUGCUCAAUGACCUUCAGAUCUCAUGCAUACCUGAACAAAAGGGAGAAAAUGUCACGCAUAAUGUGAUUAGCAUAGCUAGCAAGUUGGGCAUGCAGCUGACAGUGCAAGAUAUAACCAGUGCAGUGCGGGUCGGAAGGUUAUUAGAUUCUGAUAAUAAAGUCUCGGGUCGACCACGCUUGGUGGUGGUACGACUGGCGCGUCGCGCCCUGCGUGAUCAGUUGCUCCAGGCUGCAAGGGUUCGUCGUGGUGCCACUGCAGAAGGCACAGAGAUUCCAGGGCCACCAAGUAAAUUUUAUAUAAACGAAAGACUGACACUAAAAAACAGACAGUUAUUUCAGCGAGCACGUGAGCUUGGAGUACGCCACAACUGGCGAUACGUAUGGACAAGGGACGGCAAAAUAUUUGUAAGGCAACAUCAAGGUGAGGAUACACCACGGUAUCGUAUACGUACAGAUAAAGAUCUUACCAGGGUUUUUGGAUCGGCGGCCGUUCAAUAA
This is a messenger RNA of Galleria mellonella (greater wax moth), 942 nucleotides long. RefSeq lists its product as uncharacterized. NCBI's taxonomy places the organism in Eukaryota, Metazoa, Arthropoda, Insecta, Lepidoptera, Pyralidae. Bases 1 to 942 code for a protein of 313 amino acids. The record is from RefSeq and is a predicted model, not a curated record. The transcript has a single exon.